Molecule: messenger RNA, 873 nt
Organism: Dentiscutata erythropus
Lineage: Eukaryota; Fungi; Glomeromycota; Glomeromycetes; Diversisporales; Gigasporaceae
Source: the annotation of a GenBank genome assembly
CCUGAUGGUCAAUUCGUUGGAAUUGAUAGUAAUACCUUUUUCUCCAAAACAAAGGAGGGUAAUCAUGUUCUCCAUGCAGUGUUUGUUGAUUUAGAACCUACAGUCAUUGAUGAAGUUCGUAAUGGUACCUACCGUCAAUUGUUCUGCCCGGAACAACUAAUUACUGGCAAAGAAGAUGCCGCAAACAACUAUGCCUGUAGUUAUUACGCUAUUAGGAAAGAAAUCAUUGAUCUAGUCCUCGAUCGUGGUACUGGUUCUGGAUUGAGUUCUUUGCUUUUAGAACGUCUCACUGACGACUAUGAAAAGAAGUCUAAACUAGAUUUUUCUAUUUAUCCUGCGCCGCAAGUCUUAUUAGCAAUUGUCGAACCCUAUAAUUCUAUUUUGACAACUCAUAUCGCAAUAGAGCAUUUGGAUUGUGCUUUCAUUUCCCUCAACAACAAAUUGGCUGACUUCCAAGAAAACCUUGUCCAAUAUCCUCACAACCAAAUGGUUAAAUGCGAUCCUCACCAUGGCAAAUUUUUGGCUUGUUGUGUAUCAUACCAUGAUGAUGUCAUCCCUGAGGAUAUCAGCUCUGCAGUCGCCACCAUCAAGACUAUGUGCUCUAUCCAAUUUGUUGAUUGGUGUUCUACUAGUUUUAAAGUUGGUAUUAAUCACAAUUCUCUAACUAUCAUACCAGGUGAUGAUAUUGCUAAAGCUCAACGUGUAGUAUGUAUGUUGUCAAAUACAACUGCCAUUGGCGAAGCUUGGGCACGCCUUGACCAUAAAUUUGAUAUGAUGUACAAUAAACGUGCUAGUUUUUGCAAAUUUUUCAUUAAGGAUUACGAAAAGUUGGAGAAGGAGACAGAUUCUGUAGAAGAAGCUGAAGGAUAUUAA